Xyrauchen texanus (razorback sucker) is the source of this 1267-nucleotide messenger RNA. RefSeq names its product DNA-directed RNA polymerase III subunit RPC9-like. Lineage: Eukaryota; Metazoa; Chordata; Actinopteri; Cypriniformes; Catostomidae. Gene Ontology annotation, cellular component: RNA polymerase III complex. The transcript is spliced from 6 exons. Gene Ontology annotation, molecular function: nucleotide binding. The coding region runs from base 32 to 472 and encodes 146 amino acids. Gene Ontology annotation, biological process: transcription initiation at RNA polymerase III promoter. The record is from RefSeq and is a predicted model, not a curated record.
UGUAAGAGGUCGAACCAUCCAGGCAAGCAGGAUGGAAGUGAGAGAUGCCAAUGCUGCUAUGCUAAGCAAUUAUGAGGUCUAUCAGCUACUGACAGACUUGAAAGAGAAGAGGAAGGAGAUUGUUAAAAAUAAGCACAGCACUGGGCAGCAGAAUCUCAACAACAUUAUGUAUGAGACCCUGAAGUAUCUUUCCAAGACACCAUGUGUUCAUCAGAACCCAGAGACGGUGAAAGAGUUCCUUUCUGCGAUGCUGCCUCACAAGCUCACCAAAGCCGAGAAGCUGCAGCUUCUAAACCACAGACCUCAGACGGCCGUUGAGAUCCAGCUGAUGGUAGAAGAGAGUGAGGAAAGACUGACAGAGGAACAGAUAGAUGAACUUAUACAAAAAGUCACAGACAUCCUCCCUGGUGACCCCCAGAAAGAAGGCGAUUCAUCUGCUGACCCAGAGAUGGAGACAGAGGAAAACCAAUAGCAUCUUUUCUGGAAACUCAUCUUUUGGGGUGUUUUCAUUCUCGACCACAGAAGAAAUGGACUUCAAAUUUGUGGACGGUGCUAAUACUAAAAAAAAAAAAAAAAAACUACUGUUGAUUUUCAUUAUAUUAAUGAGAAUGCAUGUCAGCCACAGGUACAUUUAUGAACAAACAAGUUAGAUCUAAAAAGGUUUAGUGUCACUGUCACAUCUAAACACCUGUAUUUAUUUUCGUGAAUGUAUACAUUUAAAAACGCAAAAAAAAAAAAAGAACAAAUGUGAUUAAUGAUUAUUGAAACUGACCAGUUUGAAUAUUUUUCUCUUUUCAAACGUGUGUGUGUGUGUGUGUGUGGGUGUGUGUGGGUGGGUGUGGGUGUGGGUGUGGGUGUGGGUGUGGUGUGGUGUCAGAAAAGAUAUGCUCACAUCCUCUGACAUCCUGUUUAGCUUGUGUUUUUAAUUUGGCAUAUAAUUAUGUUAACUUAUCAGUGGUCAUUGUAAGUUUUGAUUUGAUAUUUGAGAGUGAUUCAGUGAAACAAAAAACAUGUUUGUUUUUGAAUAUAGUGUGUUAUGCCUGUUUGCAAUUUUCAAAGCUGACUUUACUGUGAAUGAGAUAUGUGUAACAGCAGGAUUGUACUGGGCUUUUGUUACAAGUUUACCAUGGCUUGCAUCCACAGAUACUUUAUAUGGUAUUUUAUCAUUUGAAUCAUCUUUUCAAGACACCUCAUGUACUUAACAUUUCAGUGCAUCAGGCAUCAACAAAAUUGACCAUUACUAUGAAAAUAAACGAUCACUCAGUAA